This is a messenger RNA of Camelina sativa (false flax), 498 nucleotides long. The record is from RefSeq and is a predicted model, not a curated record. Lineage: Eukaryota; Viridiplantae; Streptophyta; Magnoliopsida; Brassicales; Brassicaceae.
UCAAAGGAGAAGAGAUUGUCUUUCGUCAGAGCCUGGGAAGAUAGCGAAAAGAGCAAAGCAGAGAACAAAGCUGAGAAGAAGAUCUCUGAUGUUCUUGCCUGGGAAAACAGCAAGAAAGCCGCUGUUGAAGCGCAGCUCAAGAAAAUUGAGGAGCAACUAGAGAAGAAGAAAGCAGAGUAUGCAGAGAGGAUGAAGAAUAAGGUUGCAGCGAUUCACAAGGAAGCAGAAGAGAGGAGAGCAAUGAUUGAAGCUAAGCGUGGUGAAGACAUUCUCAAAGCUGAAGAAACUGCUGCUAAAUACAGAGCCACUGGAAUUGUUCCAAAGGCUACUUGUGGAUGUUUCUAAUCUUGAAUUUGCUAUACAUGUUUCUUGUGUGUUUUUCAACUGUAAAGUGUUACAAUUUGUGUCGUCUUCUCUUCAUAUGGCUUUGUAUUGAUCUCGUUUGUAUAUUAAUUUUGUGUGUGAAAAAACAUCAGAGUGAAAUAUUUGUUCAUUGUU